Callorhinchus milii (elephant shark) is the source of this 5056-nucleotide messenger RNA. RefSeq names its product protein Wnt-2b-A. The coding region runs from base 299 to 1474 and encodes 391 amino acids. The record is from RefSeq and is a predicted model, not a curated record. Gene Ontology annotation, molecular function: cytokine activity; frizzled binding. Gene Ontology annotation, cellular component: extracellular region. Lineage: Eukaryota; Metazoa; Chordata; Chondrichthyes; Chimaeriformes; Callorhinchidae. Gene Ontology annotation, biological process: canonical Wnt signaling pathway; cell fate commitment; multicellular organism development. The transcript is spliced from 5 exons.
GGAGAGAGCAUUCAGAGCUCAUCACAGGGAGAGAGAGAGAGAGGUCAGAGCUGAGCAGAUCGAAGCCAUAAGGUACCUCUCCCCAAACUGCCCGCAGACCCCCAGAGCUCCGCAUCCCUCGCCCACAGGCGCUCACAGCGCAGGGGGUGGAUGGGCAGUUCGCAGAUCCCAUCGCAGCAUAAGAUGGAUUUAAAGCGGUGGAUUUAAUCAGAUUUGUACCUAAAACCUCGGACAACAACUGCAACAGACAUUUAAAGCGAUUGCUCGGCGGUGUAACGCGGCACUUGUCACUGUGCUGAUGGCCGGGGGGGUCCGGGCUGGAGAGUCGCACAGACGUCUCUGCAGAGGCUCGGGAGCCGCGGGGGUCAGACACGGGAACACUCCGGGGGUCUCCGAGGGCAACAACCCCACCCCGAGGCUCUGUGUCGCUUUCCUCCUCAUCCUCCUCACUCUGACACCCCGAGUGGAGCCGUCAUGGUGGUACAUUGGGGCGCUGGGAGCUCGUGUGAUCUGUAACAACAUCCCCGGUUUAGUCAACAAACAGCGGCAGUUGUGCCAGAGACACGCCGAUAUCAUGCAGUCCAUCGGGGAGGGCGCCAAAGAGUGGAUCCGGGAAUGUCAGCACCAAUUCCGACACCACCGGUGGAACUGCAGCACUUUAGCCAGAGACCACACUGUGUUCGGCAAAGUCAUGCUCAGAAGCAGCCCUGAGGCGGCCUUUGUGUACGCCAUCUCCUCGGCUGGGGUGGUCCACGCCAUCACCAGAGCCUGCAGCCAGGGGGAGCUCCACAACUGUAGCUGCGACACACACGAGGGGGACAAGAAACACAACACCAAGAGAGAGUACGACUGGGGCGGCUGCAGUGACAACAUCAAGUACGCCAUCAACUUCUCCAAAGUGUUUGUGGACGCCAAGGAGAAGAAAGAGAAGGACGCCAGAGCACACAUGAACCUGCACAACAAUCGCUGUGGGAGGACAGCGGUGAAACGCUUCAUGAAGCUGGAGUGUAAAUGUCACGGAAUCAGUGGCACCUGCACUGUUCGCACUUGCUGGAAUGCCAUGUCGGACUUUAGAAAAACCGGGGAUUACCUGCGGAAACGGUACCACUUAGCCGUGCAGGUCACCAUGAACCAGGAUGGCACGGGAUUCACCGUGGCUAACAGGAGGACUGCCCAGCUCAUGAAAACCGAGCUGGUUUACUUCGAAAACUCCCCCGAUUAUUGUGUCCUGGAUAAAGCUAUAGGCUCGCUGGGCACAGCAGGGCGUGUGUGCAAUAAGUCGUCGCGAGGAACAGAUGGCUGUGAGGUGAUGUGCUGUGGUCGGGGCUAUGACACCAGACGAGCCACACGUGUGAGCCAGUGUGAGUGUAAGUUUCACUGGUGCUGCACAGUCAGGUGCCGCGACUGCCAGGAGAUGGUGGACGUCCACACCUGCAAAGCUCCCAAACGUGCUGACUGGCGAGACCAAACCUGAGAUCACCAGCAGCCUGGCUUUAAGGACGGGAAACGCGGAAGGGAGGCCGGUGACACUCAGGAGCCUUCUUUACAGCUUCAGCUUCUCCACUAAUUGUGCAAAGUUACUAAAGACUGAAGUGCAGCUGCCUGGGACCAAUGCCAACACUGCACAUGCUCAGCACAUCUCCGCAUGUUCCUCACUGACUGAGGAACAGCCAAUAUAAAGCUUCAAUCCUAAAAUCUUACCAUUUGCAAUGUUUUUAAACGUGGGACAGUGCAAAAGCGCUCAUUGUACGAGAGCUUUCAACGCCCUCCUUCCAUAUUGGUCAAGAAGUGAAGCCUCUCCUAUCGACAGCACAAACUGCAUCUAACGCUUCAUCAAAGCCGCGUUUGGUCCAUGAAAAGCCGAUGGUGACAACUUGCUCCGAAGGAGGUGAUUUUUGUAAGUGGCGGAUUAGUCGAGGCAAUUGUAUUUUUCUGUGUUAACAGGAUAGUCUGCACUAUGAACAUUAGGUGAGAGACGGAGAGGGAGAGAGAGAGAGACACUUGGGUUGGUGCUGAUCUACCUGUGGACUGGAACGGUCGAGAACAAUGUGCUCUCUGCUCAACACUGGGCUCGGGCUCAUUCCACAGGUUCCAACCAACAGGGCAACAAACCGGGACUUUUGUUAAAUAUUAUUUCAAUGUAACAAUUCAUAUCACGCUAUGAGUAUAACUAAGACUUGGCAAUUUCCCAGUUGCUGUUUGUGUGAGCAACCAAAAUCCAAGUGAAUGUGGCCAACGCAACAAUAAUAAAUUAUAUUUGUAGAGCACCUUUCACGUCGGGAGGACAUCCCAAUGCAACAACAAACAGCUCAACCAAUGCUGGUAAUUCAGGCCCCUGACAUUGUAUGCGGCUCAGUCUGGCCAUAGAGAUGCCCAAUACUGCCUCGCUGGAGCUCGUCACUGAACCAGGGGGCAGUGCGCAGGGGAACUUUCUACUGUCAGCCCAUCAGAAAGCUUCAGUCAGGAUCUAAUGCAAUAGUUUUCCAUUACAAAUAACAAAUAAACUGACACCUUAAUGUUAAAUGCUAACGUAUAAAAUUCUGUCCGAUGUCCAAUAGCCCGCUCAGCUAGUUUCACUCCCCCGAGGAACAGCACUAGCACACACACUGUAACAUCAUCACAUAGUGACAGGAUUAAUGGCAAUUCCCCUCCCAUUCACAAUUUAUCUUUGGCUUGUUUCUUCUGUCAUGGAUUUGGGAACAAACAUUUUAUUUAUUUUGAGUGAGUGUGUGUGUCAGUGUGUGCGAGAGAGAAAGAGAGAGUCAGUGUGCAGGUGUAUAAAGGGGAGGGUGAUUGGACUGGGACAGAAUCCUUUUCCAUCCCACCCAGGUUAGUGUCUCCUGGUACUGAGCACUUGUAUUGAAUGAUGUUGGGAGGUGAGGGGUGAGGACAGGGAGGUAAUGAGGAUAAAGGAGGUCAGCUUUGUGCUGAUGAACAGGCCCUGGGGCUAGUGUGGGUCAGAACCUCUUGGCUCCUCUGCUCACCUGACAGAAUUCCACUGAUCUGGUCUCUCAGGCUGAGCAGCCCCAGGGCAGCAAACAGCAGCUGGGCUGAGGAAUGCAUUUGUCCCCCUUCGCUUCCCUGUCCCCCAUUACUAACUAAUAAACAGUUAGUGUGGAGUCCUGGGGCUAUGGAGUGAGAAGCAGCCACUUGACUAAUGGCCGUAUCAAAUACUAGCUCAUGAGCUCUCACAGCAAGUCCAAUACACACAUAAUAUAGGAACAAUAUAUUAAUGGUAGAUUUUGGCUUCGCACAUGAUGAACAACAGCAACAAAUUAGCGCCUUUCAAGUCAGGACAAUGUCCCAAAGCGCUGGACAGUCAGGGAUCCGCAUUUGUUGAAGUACCUGGUAUAUACUGCCAUCAACCUCCAAACCCCCAUCUCCCCACCCAGCUCAAGUCAACACCCUGAGGAAAAAUAAGUGAAUAAAAUGGGGCGAGAAAAAGGGAGACCUGGCUUAGCAUUCCGGGAUUCUGGGAAGACACUAAACUUCUUUCACCUAUUCCUGGUCAGUCAGAAAAGCUGAGAAAAGUAUAACAAUAAUCCCUGCAUUUGAUGCGAGAGAAAAGUGCUGUUCAUGUGGUUGGCGUCUCCCUGAAGUGGGGCUCAAACCUACAAUCCUCUGCUUCAGGGGCCAACGUGCCUCUGACUGAGCCAAUGUGACAGCAAAGUAAGAGAAAGCCGCCAACUGUCUGUGACACAGGUAGACCUUGAAGUGAUUACUGGUCUGUUAUCUUCCCCCAUUUGAUCCCACUUUCUAAUCUCACUCUGGCCACCUCUGCACUUGGAUAUUGCCACGUCACCUUCAGUUUAUAAAGUUAAAGAAUUUUCUUUUCCAAAACAAAUGGCAUUAAUUUCCAACCCGAUGGGUGUUGUAUACAGGCCCAGCCCUGGCCUCUGUGAGAAUGAUAAUUCUGAUGACAGUUUAUUCCUUCAGUAACUACAGCCAUUGAUCUAUCUAAACCAGCUCUUGUCCAGCAGGUCACCAGAUCAUUAAAAAACAGAGCAAUUUCAUGCUAAAAUAAAAUCCAUUGUCCAAUAACAGAGACAGACAACUGGUGGCUGCAACACAUGUCACUGUCAGAACAGCCAGAUCACAACUAUGUAUUUCUGACAUUCAAGUCCUGUCAUCAGAUGCUCUCUUUAUAUCGGCUCUAGCUGUUUGCUUGUCAUGCGGACGUGAUGUGAACUAUUACUGUGUUGAGCUUCGAGGCCCCCUUGGUACAGAAACUAUCACAUAAUGGUUACAGAUACUUUGCUUCACCCCAAAAAAAUGUUCUGGGACCUUAAUCUGACCCGCUAUGUUACUGUUUGGGAGACGGGAAAGAUAUUAGAUAAUUCAUGAUUAUGUCACCAUGAAACACGCAGACACUUACCCUCAGUCUUGUCACUUACAAAUUUGCUGUGUGAAUUAUUUCCUGGUGAUCCGUCUGCCUUCCGACAAGUCUCUCUGUACAAGUGGUUUGCGUGACGCACAUUAUUCCAGAAUGAUUCAAACUUCAGCCAAACAGCAGCCAGAAUGUAAACAGCCCAUCGUGCCUCUGGCAGCUACACGGGGACAUUCCUGUUUCUGAGGGAAUAAAGCUUUGCCUGUCGCCAGCCAGGAUCCGGGAUCAUAAUUCAACUGGGAAAAGCGGGGAGUGACAGGACAGCGAGAUGGCUACAACAUACACUUGGCGCCUGAAACACGCAUCACACACUAGAUCAUAUAUUACACACAUGAAGCAUACAUCUCACACCUGAAACACAUCUGGGGAGGGUGUCAAUGAACACACACACAUGCAUAUUUGUUACAACAUAGGGAAGUUCGGAUCAUUUUGAGCUUUCUAAAAGCCUCCCCGCCUCUCCAACAUGGCAACCUACCAUCUAUUACACUGCCAACAUGGUCUCCACAAAUACUCUUAAUUCUCAAGCAGAAGUCUCAUUUACGCUAAAUGCCUUUCUGUAUCUAACCCCGUGAUCUCAUCCCCACUCCCACAGCCACCCCAUCCCACCAGAUACUGAUGUUCUUAGCGAGGCAGGAAAACAGCAACACAAAAUCCAAUAAAUCAUUUGAA